Molecule: messenger RNA, 5652 nt
Organism: Lucilia cuprina (Australian sheep blowfly)
Lineage: Eukaryota; Metazoa; Arthropoda; Insecta; Diptera; Calliphoridae
Product: protein apterous
Biological process (GO): regulation of transcription by RNA polymerase II; neuron differentiation
Cellular component (GO): nucleus
Molecular function (GO): DNA-binding transcription factor activity, RNA polymerase II-specific; RNA polymerase II transcription regulatory region sequence-specific DNA binding
Source: RefSeq, a predicted model, not a curated record
UCAUUCACCAUCAAACUUGCCUAAAGGUGAGUCGAGUCGUGUCGGUUUAUUGUUGUUUUCAUUUCAUUGUUUUUAGCGCGCGCAUGUCUCAACAACAAACAAUUUUUGUUUAUUUUACGUUCGAUACGUUAAAAAUUUGUUUCAUUCUCUGCCAAUUCGAUAUUUCGUUAUUAAUGUCGUGUUAUUUGCUGUUUUUGUUGUUGGCGUCGUCACGUUACAUUGUUGUUAUUUAAAACAAUUUUUUUUUCUCACCCCUCGUCAUCAUCAUCAUCGUGAACAUCUCUCACAGUAAACGCGUUUAGAGGUGUUGUGUUCCAAACAAAAAAACCAACAACAACAAAAAAAAGUAUCAUCAAACAAAAUUCAAGAAGAAAAAUAUGAAAUAACAAAAAAAAAAUCGUCAGAAACUUUAUUACACGCAUUGUAUAUUGACCGACAACCGACAGCAGCGUGUUGGUUGGUAGUCUGCAUAUUGUACGUUACUGUAACGUGUCAGACGUGUUAAAAUCGCUUAGCGGAACAUUGGAUUAGAUAUCACACAGACUUAACCGCGGGCAGUUUAUUCACCGAGUCACCACUUACUCGCUAUUCAAUCAAACGUUUGUUGAUUGUUUGUUUGUCUGUCUGUCAGUCAGACUCUGCUCUUUGGCAACGUUUUAUUGUUGUCGUUCUUUUUUUUUCAUCACUACGUUUACGCCCGUCUUUAAAACAUCACGUUGAUGUCGUUAUAACGUCUUCAUUAUUAAUAAAUAAAAAAACAACUGUUUUGUUUUAAAAAAUUAUUUAAAAUAUAAAAAGAAAUUGUGUUAUUGAAAAAAAAUAUAAAAAAAACGGGAAAACGUUUAAAUUUAUAAAAAAAAACAAAAUUUGUUUAAAAAAAAUUAUCAUCUAACGGUUUAAAAAGCCGUUUAAUUUAAAAGUGUUUAAAAAAGUGUUAUCACAAAUAAAAACCACAAAAUCUCUUAAAAAAAAAAAUUAACCUAUAAAGUGUUUAAAUAAAAAAUUAAAAAAACAACAUUAAACUCCACUAAACGAAAAUCACAGGAUUAAUUUUAUAUUCCAGGAUUACCUUAAUAAAACCUACGCCCAUUAAAAACGGAUACGGAUAUUAUUAAUUUUCUCCCCAAAGUUUUGCUUAAAAGUGCAAAACUUUAAGAAAAAGUGUUUUUAAAAUUGGUUUUUCUCUAACCAUUGAGCUUUAAUUUACCCAUAAAAAAGUUAAGCCGUUGUUGGUUGUGUGCAAAUUUGAAAUUUAAAUUUACGAAAAGAAAAAUUUCCACAAUACGUCAGAAUAAAAUACAACAUCCUGCCGCCGCACUGCCAAAUAAGCAUCGUUGGAACCAAACCUCGUGAUAUCUCAAAAGACGCACAUGGGCGUCUGCACCGAAGAGCGCCCUGUGAUGCAUUGGCAGCAGAGCGCAAGAUUUCUUGGGCCAGGUGCAAGGGAAAAAAGUCCAACACCACCUGUAGCACAUCAAGGGAGCGCACAUUGUGGCAGUGCUGCAGGUGCAAAUAGCAGUAGUAAUAGUAAUCAUAGUAAUCAAUUUUUAUUUCGAUCCUGCUCAACGUGUCCCGAUAUCUGUGAACACAGUACAAAACCAUUUAGUGCAGCGGCGGCAGCAUAUAGUGUGGCAUUUAGAAGCUAUGAAACGGCGGAACAGGCAACAUUUGAUGAAUCUUCCAUAAAAUAUGCCAUUAAUCGUAAUCAAACGGAAUGUCCGGAUGGUGAUAAUGAUGAAACAAAUUCGGGUAUAUCAUUUAAAACGGAACCAUAUGGACCGCCCAGUAGUCCAGAAUCUGCGACUGAAACAAAACCAAAUUGUAGUCCACCCUGUGCGGGUUGUGGGCGUUUAAUACAGGAUCGUUUCUACCUCUCUGCUGUGGAUAAACGGUGGCACGCUAGCUGUCUUCAAUGUUAUGCAUGUCGACAACCUCGACGGGAAUCAUCAUGUUAUUCGCGCGACGGUAAUAUUUACUGCAAAAGCGAUUAUUAUAGUGUUUUUGGUACUCGUCGAUGUUCCCGUUGUUUAGCCUCAAUAGGAGCCACCGAACUGGUGAUGAGAGCGCGAAGUUUAGUAUUUCAUGUGACCUGUUUUUGCUGUGUCGUUUGUCAGACACCAUUAACAAAAGGUGAUCAAUAUGGCAUAAUAGAUGCUCUUAUUUACUGCAGAACACAUUAUACUAUGGCUCGUGAAGGCGAUACAGCAUCGACCAGUUUGGGCUCGGCAGUGGUGCCUGGUGUUGGUGGCGCUAGUUCAUAUCCGUACUCAAGUCAAUUUGGUUCACCUCCGAAUGAUUCAUCGAGUCCACAUUCGGAUCCAACACGUAUUGUUCCUAAUAGUAUAUUUGCAUCUGCCUCUCAUGUUAUGACCGGUCUUCCACAACCACCACGGCAAAAAGGGCGACCACGCAAACGGAAACCCAAAGAUAUUGAAGCCCUCACUGCCAACAUAGAUUUAAAUACUGAAUAUCUUGAUUUUGGUCGAGGUUCUCAUAUGAGCGCAUCGUCGCGUACAAAACGCAUGCGUACCUCAUUUAAACAUCAUCAGUUGCGUACCAUGAAAUCGUAUUUUGCCAUAAAUCACAAUCCCGAUGCAAAAGAUCUUAAACAGUUAUCACAAAAGACAGGUUUACCAAAGAGAGUAUUGCAGGUCUGGUUCCAAAAUGCUCGUGCUAAAUGGCGUCGCAUGAUGAUGAAACAGGAUGGAUCGGGCAUGUUAGAAAAGGGUGAUGGUACCUUAGAUUUAGACAGUAUAUCCGUACACAGUCCCACCUCUUUUAUGAUGGGCGGCCCUAACAGUCCUCCAAGCCAUAAUAUGGAUUAGUAGUUAUUCUUCGGUGACAUUAACUUGCCACACGAAAAUAAUUGCGAAUUAUAGUAACAACCACAAUUACACUAGUUUCCAGAACUAAAACCAUCAGCAACUCUCUCAUAAAACCAGUUCACUCUCUUACUUUCUUAAAACUCUCUCUCAAAAAAAAAAAACUUUAAACGACGGCAGGGACACAUACUUACACUUAUGUAAAAAUUAAAAAAAAACAAUAGCGGAUUACAAUAAAUAUUCUAACCAGACACACCAACAUUUAAUUGUAUGUAUUUAGCAUUAGAAUUGUACUGAUCAUCACAUACAUAUAUAGAUACUCGUACUAUCAUAAUUCACACUAUCACAACUUUUAAGAAAUAUCCUCAAGCUUGGAGAGUUAAGGCGUUAAAAGGUUAUAGGAGCUGUAUUGUUUAAUUCGAAAGAGUUAUUGCAAAAUUUAAAUUUAUUUCGAAUUAGAAAAAAUACUAAAGGAAAGUAGCUAAAGAAAAGCAGCUUUGAGUCUAUUUAAACAGAAUACCCUUAGGGUACAGCUCACGAACAAAGAUCACUGGAACUCAAAGGAAGGGAAAUCAGACUUUGAAAAGGCAUAUUCUUUACAAUUUUGGCACUCUGUAAGUUUUAAUCAAGAACUUUUCUUAACAAGUUCAAAUUUGAAAUAUAUUCUCUUGCAGAUCUAUAGGUCCGAACACUCUAAUACAUUCGGCAAUGUUUUUACAGAUCGAAAAGGAUAUUGACUUAUUAGUCGUUUUUACUCUAUAAAAUACUUUUACAUCAAGAACUAUACAGGUCUGACCAAAUCAAAAUGUUUAUCCUCAGAUACCUCAGAGGGGAGGUUGACCUGUAUAUUCUACGACAAAAUCAUGUCGUCUCACAGCCCUGCAAGGCAAUGUAAAGAGAUGACCUCUGCAGAAGAUCUUUAAUAAGACUUCGUACAUUUUCUCUGUUUAUGAAUUGCUCUGUCACAUUUCAGAUUUACUACUAUGAGUUUAUUAUUCAUGAGAUCAUGCAAUGCUUUGACCGAUAAAAGAUUUGGCACUAUAGGCGAUACUUUCGUCCAUGAUGUCUGCGGAAAAAAAGAUUCAUAAUCAUCGUACAGAUUUAAUCUGUACGAUAUCAUAUUUGCAAUUAUGGACGUUCUUCUGUGCGUUCGGCGACCGAAUCUAGAUUUCUAAGACUGAUUAGAAGGAAAGGCGGACGUAUAUUUCCUCUUCGUCAACAGAUUUGCCGCUAUUUGGUUUAUUUAACGGAUCUCCAUUGAAUAGGGAUUCGUAAGAUUGAUUCUAAGAGUUGAAUGGUAAUAAGUUUUCUUUGUCUGUGUUCUUCUCUGUCCAAUAUCAGAAUUAAUGCUAUAAGCAUUCAUUAUCUUAUCCAAAGAGGAAACUGUGCAACAAAUUUUAUCUUUGUAUCCUGCUUUGUCCGCUGUCAAAUAAGAACUUCUCUAAAUAUUUUAAUGGAUCUCUCCUAAAAAGGAGACGAUCGUCUAUUUUCUCUGUCUGUGUUCUACUCUGUACGAUAUCCAAUUUGUCAGUAUAGACGUUCCUGUCCUGUACGAUAUGACAAUUCGUAUCAAGAUUCGUAAGAUCGAUUGGAAGGGACAAAGGUUGUACAUUUACAUCAAGAAAUGACCUGUGUUAUGCUCUCUCCGAUAUCAGAUUCGAUAUUAUUCAUUAAAUAGAGAUUAGAGAUGACGGUGGCACAUUUUCUCUACCUGUAUUCUACUCGCUCCGAUAUUAGAUUCGACACUAUUGGCGUUCCUUAAUUACACGAUUUAACUAAUCAUUUUCGAAUAGGAGUCCAUAGGUCAUAUUAGACAGGCAGACUUCUGCUCAAUUUCUUUUCUCUCUGUCCUACUCUCUAGUUCAUCUAUCCGUUCAAUUUAAUGGAUCACUCUCAAAUCAAUAUUCGCAAAAUAAAUUCAUUUAUCUGUCUGAAAGGUUGAUCGUCAUUUCAACCGCUAUAAAUGGCUCAAUACAUUGUAUCAAUGGCUGGGUAAAGAUUGUAUCUGCACUGGGUAUGACAACAGGACCAUUGAUAGACCUACGUGAGUUUGGUUUCUUAUUGGCUGACAAUUGUUUGUAAAAUUUGUGUCGUAAACAACACAUUGAAACUAUACUGAACCGAUAUUUAACAAAAUAAUCUUUCUUUAUGUAUUUCUUACUUACAAAUUUUAAGAUACUCACUGUUACUACAAAAAAUACACCGAAGCAAGUUUUUGCUUAAAACGUUUAACUGCUCAACUGCUUAAGUGUUGUUUUAACUUUUAAAGCAUAUUCCUUUAGUAUUUAUUAAAUUUCGAAACCAUUUUGUUUGCUUUUUUUUCUAAAUUUCCAAACCAAAUAAAUAUGAGAAAGUUUAAAUAGGAAAAAUAUUUAAAAACAGCAAUUGAUCUUUUAAAAAUAGUGUGUAUUUUUCUUGUUCUAGUCAAAAUUGAAUCUAAUUUAUAUAAUAUUGUUUGUUUUUUGUUUUGUAAUAAUUAUUAAUAUAUGAAAAAAUGUACUAAAAACCUUAAAAUUAAGGCUUAAAAGAAAGUACACUCCAAAGUUCCAUACUAAAAUUAAACUUAACAGAAAGAAACUUAUAGAAAGAAAAAAAGUAAAAACAAAAAAAAAACCCAGUGAUUAAAUUUAGUUUCAAAACUUAAAAUAUAUAUUAAAACACAUAUACACACACACUCUUUAACGGAUAAAAUAAAAAAAAAGAAGAACAACAAGGACUAACAAAUCCUUAAAGCACAAAAAGGCUUCAUUUGGCUUGUUUCACUAAAAAAAAAUUAAAUAUGUUUUGUAAAUAUUAAUUGAAAAAAAUAAAAAAAAAAAACUUAUAUAAA